CACUACAAAAUUUAGUCGAACUCUAGACAUCGUUGGAGAUAGUCGUGUUCAAUUGACUAGAGUACUACGCAUUCAGUGAUUCUUUCGUCAUAACAUUGUGAUAGUGACAAAAUCAUUUGGGACGUGAAAAAGUGGGAGUGUAUUAACAUUAUUAAUUUUUAUUACAAACAAUUACCGAGACGUUUCUGUGUUUUGCUGUUCUAGUGAAACUAUGACAUUGUUCUUUCUAUUUGGAUAAUUCCGGAUAAGGAGUGCAAAAUAACCGCAAAUAUUUUUAACCACAUUGAGGAUCCCUGCGGACCCAACGUCGUCCGCCAAAAUAUGGUUGCUGAGUUUAUAUUGAGCCAGCAGCAUUUGAUGGGUGGGGGUGCUGCCAUGGGGCCAGGACCAACCCCCUCCAGAGUGCCGCCGCCGCAAAGGCCGCGCCUCUCAGUCUCACCACACUACCCUAUGGAUCAAUCUCCUUCUUCCAAUGGCUCAGCCGAACAUCAAGAUUUCGGCAACUCAUUUGACUACAAUAAGAGGAAGGAGUUCUUCGGACAGCGUAAGCAAAGGGAGUUCAUCCCUGACAGCAAGAAAGAUGAUGGCUACUGGGACCGCAGACGGCGUAACAAUGAAGCCGCUAAGCGCUCCCGCGAAAAACGCCGUUUCAAUGACAUGGUUCUUGAACAACGAGUCGUCGAACUCUCAAAAGAAAACCAUGUGUUAAAGGCUCAAUUAGAUGCAAUUAAAGAAAAAUAUGGAAUCUGUGGAGAGGCGCUUAUCAGCAUCGACCAAGUCUUAGCCACAUUACCGACAUGCGAUCAAGUACUGUGCGUUACAAAGAGAACUAAAUUAACAGGCAACGCUCUAUUUCCUGCCGCGCCACCUCCACCUCCUCCGAUACCUUCUGCAUCGCCGCCACCUCCGAUACCUCAGCGUGCGCCCGAACCUUACCAGGAAAGGCUUCCAGCCCCUGAGGCUUAUUACCCUCACCCAGCCCACUACGAACCACCAGGUUCCGUUCUCAACCUUUCAAGAUCUCGCCGUGCUCCCUCACCUUAUGAACUCUCCUCCCUCUCGGGUUCCGGAGAUGAAACUGGUGAACAAUACGCCCACGAAAAUAAUGGACUCCCAUUAAAAUUACGCCACAAAUCACACUUGGGUGACAAAGAUGUUGCCAGCGCUCUUCUUUCCCUCCAACACAUCAAGCAAGAGCCAGGACCACGUUCAUCGCCAUCUUGGGAUGGUGAAGGGUCCAGUGACGAAAGGGACUCGGGGAUCUCACUGGGAGUCGAAUACAGACCGCAGCGGCCUGUCAGCGACGAGAGGUUAGCAGAGGAAGAAGAUGCUCACCUUAAGGCCGAGCUAGCGCGGCUGGCUACUGAAGUCGCAACACUUAAAAACAUGAUGCACCAGAACAAGACUCGUGUUUUGGAACAUUGAGCGAGAUCGAUUUGCGCCUGGACCGCGCCCGCCUCGCUCCUUCCGUGUUAUUCGUACAAACUGUCUCAACCUGUCCCCUCCCGUGUAGAAGAAGUUACCACGUAAAGAGAUGUAUAUUGUAUGAUAGUGCAGCUGACCGCGGCCAAGUCGCAUCGCCUAUUUGUUAUCCUUCCUAGUAGUCGUAUUAAAUGUUUAGGUUAGAGAUAGUUAAGUGACGUUGUGGAGCUCCAUAUGAGACUAAUUUUCGGUUUAGACUUUUCGAGAAGAUAAAACUUUACUACUCAUGAUAGAUUUUAAAAUGAUGCAUUUUUAGUGGUGAGCUAUGUAAGUGUAAUAUAGGUAAAGACGUAGAUAUGUUUCAUCUUUUCGAAGACUCAAUUUGUGAAAAUCGAUAGCUAAAGACUAUGUUUCGUGUAAGGUAGACUUAAGUCAAUGUAAGUAAAUAUAAGUCCAAUCUAGUUUAUUUAUAAAUUUUAUACGUAGUCCUUCUCAUUCGGAAAGCCUGUUAAAACCAAAAAAUAUCCUCUAGCUGUCAGGAAUCGCAAAUUAAAAAUUGUAUCUAUAAUCAGAUUAAGAAUACCAGUGCCUUUGACAAUACAUACCUACCUUUAAAAUAGUUGAACUAAAUGUAAUAUUUUUAUAAAUUUCUAUAAAGAUGCGAUUUCAUAGCAACGGCCACCCUUACCAUGUGUUAGCAUCUAGUAUUAUGUCGUUUAAAAUUGAUGGAACGCAUGGCGUAUUUCGUUUUAAGUCGAUGUUGUUUCGUGCAAAUAACCCAUGGUUGGGGACUAACUCCUAUGUAUCGAGUAUUUAUAAGUUGCUCCUAAAUUGCCCAAAGGGCAUGUGAUAGAACUAAUGGAGUUUAAGUAUUUAUUUAUUCGGACCGUGAAAGAGGAUUUUACAAUUUAUUAUCUUUGUAUAAGAAACACUAUACGAUAUCAAUAAAUUGUGUACAUAAAAA
Messenger RNA from Pieris napi, 2386 nucleotides. RefSeq lists its product as uncharacterized. The record is from RefSeq and is a predicted model, not a curated record. NCBI's taxonomy places the organism in Eukaryota, Metazoa, Arthropoda, Insecta, Lepidoptera, Pieridae. Bases 322 to 1425 code for a protein of 367 amino acids. Gene Ontology annotation, molecular function: DNA binding; DNA-binding transcription factor activity. Gene Ontology annotation, biological process: circadian rhythm; regulation of DNA-templated transcription. Gene Ontology annotation, cellular component: nucleus. The transcript has 2 exons.